This is a messenger RNA of Eucalyptus grandis, 1329 nucleotides long. RefSeq names its product TMV resistance protein N-like. The transcript is spliced from 3 exons. Bases 1 to 1329 code for a protein of 442 amino acids. The record is from RefSeq and is a predicted model, not a curated record. NCBI's taxonomy places the organism in Eukaryota, Viridiplantae, Streptophyta, Magnoliopsida, Myrtales, Myrtaceae. Gene Ontology annotation, molecular function: ADP binding. Gene Ontology annotation, biological process: defense response; signal transduction.
AUGAUGGAAAAUCACACGAUCAAGGUGGCUACUUCAUUGGGAUAUGACUAUGAAGUAUUCUUGAGUUUCAGAGGACCAGAUACUCGAGCAGGUUUUACUGACUUUCUUUACACUAGUCUUAAAGGUGCGGGUAUCCGCACAUUUAAGGACGAUGAAGAUCUUCGCAAAGGUGUAGAGUUUGCCCCAGAACUUCUCCAAGCAAUUGAGCAGUCAAAGAUCUUAAUACCUAUCUUUUCGAAAGAUUAUGCCUCUAGUGUUUGGUGUCUCAAGGAAGUAGUUCAGAUGGUCGAGUGCAAGAAAAAUGGGGGGAAAAAGAUCAUGCCCAUUUUUUAUGAUGUGGCCCCUUCAGAGGUUCGAUACCAAAAAAAGAAUUAUGGAGAGUCCUUUCUUUUACAUGAAAGCACGGGGAGGUAUGACCAAAAGACUAUCGGAGAGUGGAAAAAAGCUCUUCGUGCAGUUGCGGAUAUAAACGGAUGGGAACUGCCAAGGGAUCCUACCAGGCGUGAAGGUGAGUCCGUGCGAACAAUCACAUGGAAGGUUGUCAAUGAGUUGAAAAAGGCUUCUUUGAAAGUAUCAAACUACUUGGUUGGUAUCGACCACCAUGUGGAUGAAAUCAUGGAAAUGAUAGGUGCUUGGACGAGUGAAACACAGAUUAUAGGAAUCACUGGGAUGGGUGGCAUCGGAAAGACGACUAUUGCCAAAAUCAUCUACAAUAAGCUUUUAGAAAAAUUCAACAAUUAUUGCUUUCUUUCCAACAUCCGUGAAAUGUCGGAAAAGGGCAUUGAAUGCUUGCAAAAUCAACUCAUUUUGAGCAAACAUGCCUUUGGAAGAGAUUAUCCUUUAGAUGAUGAUAUCAACCAAUCCAUGAGGGCGAUAAAAAUUGCUGGAGGUCUUCCGUUGGCUCUCGAAGUCAUGGGUUCUUUUUUCUUUUGCACUGAAAGGAAAAAGUGGAAUUCCAAAUUGGCUAAGUGGGAAAGUGUUCCUCAUAAGGAUGUUCGGAGUAAGUUGAAAAUAAGUUACGAUGUUUUAGAAGAUGAGGAAAAGCAUAUAUUCCUCGAUAUAGCUUGUCUUUUGAUUGGAUAUGAUAAAGACAUUAUUGUUCAUUUCUGGAAAUCUAAAUUGGAUCCGGAAUAUGCCAUGGAUGUUUUGGAGAGCAUGUCUUUGAUAAAGAUUAAAGAGGAUAAUAAAGUUUGGAUGCAUGACCAACUCGGAGACCUCGGAAGACAAAUAGUUCAACAAAUAAAUGAAAAGGAGAAAACUAGGGUGUGGAAUCCCAGGAAGCAUUGGAAUUUGCUCAAGAGACAAGAGGUAAAAUUCCUUGUACAAUAA